Grus americana (Whooping crane) is the source of this 1353-nucleotide messenger RNA. Its product is annotated as translation initiation factor IF-2-like. NCBI's taxonomy places the organism in Eukaryota, Metazoa, Chordata, Aves, Gruiformes, Gruidae. The transcript has 2 exons. The record is from RefSeq and is a predicted model, not a curated record. The coding region runs from base 270 to 1196 and encodes 308 amino acids.
UUUGGUUUCGUUGGUUGGUUUUUUUUUUUUUUUUUUUUUUUUUUUUUUUUGGAUGGACUUGGGACUUUUGGGGGACGUUUGGCGUGGGCCGAGGAGGCCUCGCGGGGACGUCCUUUUGGUGGCCCGUGGAAACUUGCGGGGACGGCCUUGGUGGCCUGGGGUCUCGUGAGGACUUGUGGGGACAUCCCUUGGUGGCCUUAUGGACCUGUGGGGGUGUCCUUGGUGGCCCGGGGCCUCGUGAGGACCUGUGGGGACAUCCUUGGUAGCCCAUGGACCUGUGGGGAUAUCUUUGGUGGCCCAGGGAACCUGUGGGGAUGUUCUUGGUGGCCUACGGACAUCCCUUGGUGGCCCACGGACCUGUGGGGAUGUCCUUGGUGGCCCGGGGCCCUGUGAGGACUUGUGGGGACGUCCUUGGUGGCUCAGUGACCUGUGGGGAUAUCCCGGAUGGCCCAGGGACAUCUGUGGUGGCCCAUGGACCUCUUGGGCUGUCCUUGGGUGGCCCAGGGCCUCGUGAGGACUUGUGGGGACGGCCUUGGUGGCUCAGUGACCUGGGGGGAUGUUCUUGGUGGCCCACGGACAUCCUUGGUGGCCCGGGGUCCUGUUGGGCCGUCCUUGGUGGCCCACGGCCAUCCUUGGUGGCCCAGGGCUGUCCUUGGUGGCCCAGGGUCCUGUUGGGUCAUCCUUGGUGGCCCAUGGACAUCCUUGGUGGCCCAGGGUCCUGUUGGGCCGUCCUUGGUGGCCCACGGACAUCCUUGGUGGCCCAGGGCUGUCCUUGGUGGCCCAGGGUCCUGUUGGGACACGUGACAUCAUGGAUGACGUCAUGGGUGACGCGGGGACCUGGUGGGUGGCCCAGGACCUCCCAGGGCCAUCCCCGAGCUUUACGGGGGACCGGGACACCCCGGGGGGGGGGAGGGGCCUUUCUGUCGCCAUGGGAACAGCCCAGAGCCUUAGGGGGACACCCCCACCCCACCCCCCCCCCACCCCGGGACCCCCAGUGGCCUUAUGGGGACAUGGUGAUGUCACAGGGACCCCCCACCCCCACCCCUGCCUGGGGGACACCAGGAUCUCCCCUCCCCUCCCCCCCCCCACUCAGGAAGGGCCCCCCCCCCCGGGGGGGGGGGGGAGGGGUUCUGCUGCUGCUGGGGGCUGCCCCUCCCCCUCUGGGGGGGGGUGUCGCCCCCUUUGACCUGCUGUAGCCCCGCCCCCAGGGGCACCCGGGGGUGGGGGAGGGGCUGCACCCCUUUACAUACCUCGGGGGGGGGGGGCUGUGGGGUGUCCCCAGCCCCUCCCCCCCCCCCCCAGGUGGGGGUGGCACCCAUGGGUGCUGCUACCCCGGGAGGGGGUGGGGAAAGG